This is a messenger RNA of Naegleria gruberi, 369 nucleotides long. RefSeq lists its product as uncharacterized. NCBI's taxonomy places the organism in Eukaryota, Heterolobosea, Eutetramitea, Acrasida, Naegleriidae. Gene Ontology annotation, molecular function: proton-transporting ATPase activity, rotational mechanism. Gene Ontology annotation, cellular component: proton-transporting V-type ATPase, V1 domain; membrane. The record is from RefSeq and is a predicted model, not a curated record. Gene Ontology annotation, biological process: proton transmembrane transport. The coding region runs from base 1 to 369 and encodes 122 amino acids. The transcript is spliced from 3 exons.
AUGUCAAAACCAGUAAAGAUUAGAGCAGGUACAACAGCAUUGUUAGGAAUUAUCGGUGAUGAGGAAACUGUUACUGGUUUCUUGUUGGCAGGUAUUGGUGAUAAUGAUCCAAAGCAUGCUGAAAAUUUCCUUAUCGUUUCCCAAAGUACUCCACAAUCACAAAUUGAAGAAGCUUUCAAAAAAUUCACUUCCAGAGAAGAUAUUGCUAUUUUACUUAUCAACCAACAUGUCGCUGAACAAAUCAGAUAUUUGUUGGACAGCUAUUCUCAAAUCACUCCAGCUAUUUUAGAAGUCCCAUCUAAGGAAGCUCCUUAUGAUCCAUCCAAAGAUUACAUCCUCUCCCGUGUUAAAAUGUUCUUCUCCGAUUAA